Molecule: messenger RNA, 8277 nt
Organism: Nomascus leucogenys (northern white-cheeked gibbon)
Lineage: Eukaryota; Metazoa; Chordata; Mammalia; Primates; Hylobatidae
Gene: UBA6
Product: ubiquitin like modifier activating enzyme 6
Biological process (GO): protein sumoylation
Cellular component (GO): SUMO activating enzyme complex; cytoplasm
Molecular function (GO): SUMO activating enzyme activity
Source: RefSeq, a predicted model, not a curated record
CCCCUGCGGUCCCGCCCCCUUCCUACCUCCUAGUAGCCGGCGGCGGUGUCUCAGGCGGCAAUGGAAGGAUCCGAGCCUAUUGCCACCCAUCAGGGGGAAGAGGCGUCUUGUUCUUCCUGGGGGACUGGCAGCACAAAUAAAAAUUUGCCCAUUAUGUCAACAGCAUCUGUGGAGAUCGAUGAUGCAUUAUACAGUCGACAGAGGUACGUUCUUGGAGACACAGCAAUGCAGAAGAUGGCCAAGUCCCAUGUUUUCUUAAGUGGGAUGGGUGGUCUUGGUUUGGAAAUUGCAAAGAAUCUUGUUCUUGCAGGGAUUAAGGCAGUUACAAUUCAUGAUACAGAAAAAUGCCGAGCAUGGGAUCUAGGAACCAACUUCUUUCUCAGUGAAGAUGAUGUUGUUAAUAAGAGAAACAGGGCUGAAGCUGUACUUAAACAUAUUGCAGAACUAAAUCCAUAUGUUCAUGUCACAUCAUCUUCUGUUCCUUUCAAUGAGACCACAGAUCUCUCCUUUUUAGAUAAAUACCAGUGUGUAGUAUUGACUGAGAUGAAACUUCCAUUGCAGAAGAAGAUCAAUGACUUUUGCCGUUCUCAGUGCCCUCCAAUUAAGUUUAUCAGUGCAGAUGUACAUGGAAUUUGGUCACGGUUAUUUUGUGAUUUCGGUGAUGAAUUUGAAGUUUUAGAUACAACAGGAGAAGAACCAAAAGAAAUUUUCAUUUCAAACAUAACGCAAGCAAAUCCUGGCAUUGUUACUUGCCUUGAAAAUCAUCCUCACAAACUGGAGACAGGACAGUUCCUAACAUUUCGAGAAAUUAAUGGAAUGACAAGUUUAAAUGGAUCUAUACAACAAAUAACAGUGAUAUCGCCAUUUUCUUUUAGUAUUGGUGACACUACAGAACUGGAACCAUAUUUACAUGGAGGCAUAGCUGUCCAGGUUAAGACUCCUAAAACAGUUUUCUUUGAAUCACUGGAGAGGCAGAUAAAACAUCCAAAGUGCCUUAUUGUGGAUUUUAGCAAACCUGAGGCACCUUUAGAGAUUCACACGGCUAUGCUUGCUUUGGACCAGUUUCAGGAGAAAUACAGUCGCAAGCCAAAUGUUGGAUGCCAACAAGAUUCAGAAGAACUGUUGAAACUAGCAACAUCUAUAAGUGAAACCUUGGAAGAGAAGCCUGAUGUAAAUGCUGACAUUGUGCAUUGGCUCUCUUGGACUGCUCAAGGCUUUUUAUCUCCACUUGCUGCAGCAGUAGGAGGUGUUGCCAGCCAAGAAGUAUUGAAAGCUGUAACAGGAAAAUUUUCUCCUUUGUGCCAGUGGUUAUAUCUUGAAGCAGCAGAUAUUGUUGAAUCACUAGGCAAACCUGAAUGUGAAGAAUUUCUCCCACGAGGAGAUAGAUAUGAUGCCUUAAGAGCCUGCAUUGGAGACACUUUGUGUCAGAAACUGCAAAAUUUAAGCAUCUUCUUAGUAGGGUGUGGAGCCAUAGGCUGUGAAAUGUUAAAAAAUUUUGCUUUACUUGGUGUUGGCACAAGCAAAGAGAAAGGAAUGAUUACAGUUACAGAUCCUGACUUGAUAGAGAAAUCCAACUUAAAUAGACAGUUCCUGUUUCGUCCUCAUCACAUACAGAAACCUAAAAGUUAUACUGCUGCUGAUGCUACUCUGAAAAUAAAUUCUCAAAUAAAGAUAGAUGCACACCUGAACAAAGUUUGUCCAGCCACUGAGACCAUUUACAAUGAUGAGUUCUAUACUAAACAAGAUAUAAUUAUUACAGCAUUAGAUAAUGUGGAAGCCAGGAGAUACGUAGACAGCCGUUGCUUAGCAAAUCUCAGGCCUCUUUUAGAUUCUGGAACAAUGGGCACUAAGGGACACACUGAAGUUAUUGUACCGCAUUUGACUGAGUCUUACAAUAGUCAUCGGGAUCCCCCAGAAGAGGAAAUACCAUUUUGUACUCUAAAAUCCUUUCCAGCUGCUAUUGAACAUACCAUACAGUGGGCAAGAGAUAAGUUUGAAAGUUCCUUUUCCCACAAACCUUCAUUGUUUAACAAAUUUUGGCAAACCUAUUCAUCUGCAGAAGAAGUCUUACAGAAGAUACAGAGUGGACACAGUUUAGAAGGCUGUUUUCAAGUUAUAAAGUUACUUAGCAGAAGACCUAGAAAUUGGUCCCAGUGUGUGGAAUUAGCAAGAUUAAAGUUUGAAAAAUAUUUUAGCCAUAAGGCUCUUCAGCUUCUUCAUUGUUUCCCUCUGGACAUACGAUUAAAAGAUGGCAGUUUGUUUUGGCAGUCACCAAAGAGGCCACCUUCUCCAAUAAAAUUUGAUUUAAAUGAACCUUUGCACCUCAGUUUCCUUCAGAAUGCUGCAAAACUAUAUGCUACAGUAUAUUGUAUUCCAUUUACAGAAGAGGACUUAUCAGCAGAUGCCCUCUUGAAUAUUCUUUCAGAAGUAAAGAUUCAGGAAUUCAAGCCUUCCAAUAAGGUUGUUCAAACAGAUGAAACUGCAAGGAAACCGGACCAUGUUCCUAUUAGCAGUGAAGAUGAGAGGAAUGCGAUUUUCCAACUAGAAAAGGCUAUUUUAUCUAAUGAAGCCACCAAAAGUGACCUGCAGAUGGUAGCGCUUUCAUUUGAAAAAGAUGAUGAUCAUAAUGGACACAUAGAUUUCAUCACAGCUGCAUCAAAUCUUCGUGCCCAAAUGUACAGCAUUGAACCAGCUGACCGUUUCAAAACAAAGCGCAUAGCUGGUAACAUUAUACCUGCUAUAGCAACAACCACUGCGACAGUUUCUGGCUUGGUUGCCUUGGAGAUGAUCAAAAUAACUGGUGGCUAUCCAUUUGAAGCUUACAAAAAUUGUUUUCUUAACUUAGCCAUUCCAAUUGUAGUAUUUACAGAGACAUCUGAAGUAAGGAAAACUAAAAUCAGAAAUGGAAUAUCAUUUACAAUUUGGGAUCGAUGGACAGUACAUGGAAAAGAAGAUUUCACCCUCUUGGAUUUCAUAAAUGCAGUCAAAGAGAAGUAUGGAAUUGAGCCAACAAUGGUGGUACAGGGAGUCAAAAUGCUUUAUGUUCCUGUAAUGCCUGGUCAUGCAAAAAGAUUGAAGUUAACAAUGCAUAAACUUGUAAAACCUUCUACUGAAAAGAAAUAUGUGGAUCUCACUGUGUCAUUUGCUCCAGACAUUGAUGGAGAUGAAGAUUUGCCUGGACCUCCAGUAAGAUACUAUUUCAGUCAUGAUACUGAUUAAUACAAGUUGUCUUAACAUUACUCCAGGACCACUCGAUUUUGGAAAGAGUGCACUUAAUUCAGAAGCUAAAGAAAAUCAGCUCAUAAUACUAUGGAUUUCUCUUUCAUUAAGCCUUAAUUUUAAGGGAAACAUCAGUAAGAAACUGCACUGAAGAAUUAUAAAACAUUUUGGGGCAUAGUAUACACUUGUCUAACGGUUCACACCUGGCUAUGAUCACAAGUAACUUUGAACUGGAAUGCCAUUUACAAAAGUUUUGUAUAUUAAUCUGUGUAUUAAUCUCUCUGGAUAAAAAGAAGGAAAAAAUAGGUAUGACCAGAACAGAUAUGGAUGAAGAAAUUGAAAGCAAUGAAUGCAACUAUCCAAAAAGUUUAAUUUUAUUUUAUGAAUUUUUUUGUUUUAGUCUUGAAGACUGAUUUUCUAUGCAAAUAGUGUUUGGCAUCCUGCACCUCUCAUAUGAUUUGGCUUUGAGAAUUUAAUACCACUGGGAAGAAGUAUGGUAGUGGUGGAUGAAGGGUGGACAUUUUAAAAUGUGCAGUUACAGUUUAUUGUCCUAUUACCUCUGCUGGUUUAACCAGAGUUUGUUAUAUCACUAUGUCCCCAAAAUCAGGAUUUUUGUUGAUAGCGUCAGUGUUGUAGGAGCAGUAGGUCAGAUGAGACAUAUUAACUUAGACUAAACAUGAACAGUAUUAUAUGGACUCUCACAAUGCUCUUAGAGAAUCCGUGAAUGUGAACAGACACGUGGCUAACCAUUUGAUUCAUCAGUAUGCCUUCUAAUAUGGCUAUUUUAUUUAUGCGAGACUCUAAACUUGAUUGUCCUAAUAUGUAAAACUAAAAGAUUUUGUAAAGGGAGUGUCUUUAGAAAUAGAUGAAAAGUAGAAUGUUAAAAAUUAUUGCUAGGGUAGUCUUUUUUUUUUCCAGAAACCUAAUUAGGGUAUUAAAUUUUGUUUUUUUGUUUUUUGUUUUUUAAAGAGAAGCAUGUUAUUUCAUUCCCAUUCCCAGAAAGGGAGUUAAUGAAGAUAAAAAUUUAUUUUUUAAGGUCUUUAUUGCGAGAAACUUUCUGUUUUCUGAUAUGAACUAUUGCAGAUGUUUUUAUAAGUACUUUCAUUAAAAUGAUAUAAACAGUAGUACCCAACACUGUAAACUCAGUGAAAAUAGUAAAUGAUUCUUUUAUUACUAAGACUAUGAUGCAUUCUGAAGCAAUUGGCUUUUUUUUAACCAUAGGAAGUCAUUUCCCUCUAGCUCCUUUCCUUCUACUCUCCUGCUCAGACCGUUAGUAGGUACUUCGUUAAAUAAAAAACUAGAUUAACAUCAGUAUUACUCCAAUUUGGUAUCUUUUUACACUAUGUAUUAUACCUACUUUCUUUUUAUUUCAUUUACAAAUAGUUUAAAUUACUCUAUCAACCAGCUGUAUGGUUUCCCUCUUUUGUAAAAGUACCAUCAAGUGGGGAAAAUGUAUGUGGAAGUGGAGAGUGAAUCUGUAUGGUUAAAGGAUAAUCUGUACAUAGGGAAGUGGGAAAAAGUGGAUAGGAUGAAUUUAAAGAAAAUGACUACCUUUGGAAAAAAGAAAUUAAAUUUUGUUCACAUAUCCUACCCUUUCCCAUUGUGCAUAUCCCAAAUGUUAUAUUUAAAAUUAAGGUUACUUAGAACAGAAUCCAGGAAUUUCAAGGCUUUGUGGCUUGGAAUUUUAGAGGAUGGGGCAAAAAAAGGACUUUUGCAAAGAAGGCGUUUUUCCACGUUUGCUUUGUUUUGUGUUCUUUGAAAGUAACUGAUAUUUUUCAGGUAGUCAUUCAGCAGUCCGUAGAUAUGAUCCAGUAACUUGCUUAUAUUUUAUUGAAGUCUCGACAUCUCUUCAGAAGUAAAUUUAGAACGAUGCUGUCAGUUCAUAUUUAUAGAUAUUAGUGUUUUAGUAGAUAAAACCAACAAAAAUUAAGUACAUUUUGUGAUUAAACCUGCAACCAUUUUUCCAUUUUUUUUUUCUGUAGUUAAUGGUUAUUGCCAUAAUUUCUUCUGUUUGGUUCUACUAAGCUAGAAAGCCAGGGUGAAGUUAAUGAUAAUUCCCAUUAUUUUAUUUCUGUACCAUGAGAUAACUGUUGAUGACUGAAAUACCAGGUGCAAAAAUUAAUGAUUUGAUUUUUGUACAGUUUCAAUGAGUAAUUUUUUACUUAUUAAAAAUAAAUUAAGAAAUGUAAGAAUAUCUUUGUAAAUCAUGUUUCAUAAGUUGACCCCAGAGAUUCUGAUUUUGCUAUUUAUUUUGUGAGUAAUGUUGCUUUGGUGUUUCCUAAUUUUCAAGUUUGCAAUCAUGGAGAUACAGCAGUUAUUAGGUGUGGAAGGACAUUACCUCAAAUGUCCUCAAAUGGCUCCAGGAAAUUAUUUUAAAACAGUUGGAGAGAAAUAGUCGUGACCAUGUAAAACCUAAAGGAUCUGGUAAAUCCCAUACUAUACUGGUUAGGGAUUUGUAAAGUCCAUUUCUUUUCAGAGUUCAAAGCAGUUCUAUUACUUGUCCAUAAGUUCCUCAUAAAUUGUCCCAAAGGUAGGACGUGGAAAUAAAUAUGUAUCUUUAUUUGUUAAUCUACUAUGUCACACUCUGGUGACAUUUAUGGAACAUUAAAAAAGCAGCUAUGUUUAUUUUGUAAUUAGUAAAAUGAAGACAGAAAAUUGUUCUUUUGAAAUUUUUAGGGGAAAAAAAAAACUCGUGACCUAAAUCUUUCCACUAUAAUGAAUAUUCAUUGUGAUUGCAAAUAUCUAAUUUUAUAUAAUCACUGUGUAUGGAUUUAGCAAUUUUCAUAGAUUCAAAAACUUAGAAUCUGAAUGCUUUCUCUGAAAAAAAAUCAGAGAGUUGAGCCCUUGAGGAUCAGAGUUAAGUAUCCAUUGAUAAUAUGUGUUCAUUUUGCUCUAUGUCAUAACUUCUUUUUUUAUUGAGAAAUAUAUAUUCAAAAAUACAUAUAUAUUUAAAAGUACAUAAAAUAUAAAUAUGCAGUCCAAGGAAUAAUUUCAAAGCAACUAUAUAACCAGCACUCGGCUUAAUAGAAUAUUUUGACAGCAGUUCAGAAAUUACCCAUGUAGUUCCUUCCCAGUCACAACCAGCUCCCUGCCACAUACCCUUUGGUAAUUACCACUAUCCUACCUUUUAUGAUAAUUGUCUCUUUGUUUUUAUAGUGUUACCACCUGUGUGUGUAAACUUAAACAAUACAGUUUGCUUGUUUUUGAGUUUUAUUUAAAAUCAUACAUUCUUUUGUAGCUGCUGCUUUUGUUCAAGAUGGGAUUUAUUCAUGUUGGUUGUAGCUGUACUUUAUUCUUCAUUAUGUCUGUGUAAUUUACUUUUCUGUUAAUAUGCCACAAUUUAUUUACUGUAGACAAUCGAGGGCUUUCUAGUUUCAGGCAAUUACAGUUUCACAGUGAACAUUAUUUUAUGUAACUCUUAGUACAAAGAGUAUAUAUCUAGGAGUAGAAUUUUUUGGUCAUAACCCUAUGACCAUAUCUUACAUUUUAUUAGAUGAUUACAAAUUUUUUCCUAAGCAUUAGUAUGUUGGUUGGUUUUGUGUUGCUAUAAAGGAAUAUCCAAGACUUGGUAAUUCAUAAAGAAAAAAGGUUUAUUUGGCUUAUGGUUCAGCAGGUUGUACAAACAUUGCACCAGCAUCCUUGCAAUCAUGGCAGAAGGCAAAGGAGGAACUGGCAUAUCACAUGGCGAGAGGAGCAAGAGACAAAUAGAGGAAGUCCCAGAUCAUUUUUAAGAAUCAGAUCUCACAUUAACUCAUGGAGCAAGAACUUGUCAUCUCAACGAGGGCACCAAGCCAUUUAUGAGGGAUCCAGAUAUCCACCCCCAUAACCCGAACACCUCCCACCAGCCCUCAGCUCCAACACUGGGGAUCACACUUCAACAUCAUAUUUGCAGGGGACAAAUAUCCAAACCAUAUUUCUGCAUAUCUUGGUCAGCGCUGGUGUUAACAGUUUUUGUUUUUAAUUUUGCCAAUCUGGUGGAUGUGCAGUUGUAUCUCAUUGAAGUUUCACUCUGCAUUUCGCUAAUUACCUGUGAAGUUGAGUAUUUUUUCAUGUUUAUUGGCCAAUUUGACUUUCUGUUUUUGUAAAGUAUCUUGUCAGGACUGUCACACAUGUUUUUGUUGUGUUGCUAAUCUUUUUCCUCAUUGAUUCAUAAAGGAUCUUUAUAAAUCUUAUUCUUUGUUGGCUAUAUAGUUGCCAAUGUCUUCUCCCAUUUUGUGGCUUGCCUUUCCCUCCCUUAUGAUGUUCUUUGAUAAAAACAAUUUAUUAAUGGUUAAGUACUAGGAAGUAUGAGUGUUUUAAAAUUAGAGCGUGAGUUGUUUUAAAAAACCAUUCCCUACCCUGGAGUCAUGAAGAUAGUCUUAUAUAUUGUCUUCUAAAAGCUUUAGUUUUGCCUUUCAUAUUUAAAUUUUCUUCAUGAGGAAUUAAUCUGGUGUAUGCUAGGAGAUGCCUCACCACUAUUUAUUGAAAAGUCUGGGUUUUAUUCCUCCUUUCUAUAGUGCCACCAAAGUCAUGUAUUAUAUCCAUAUGUGAAUACAGAUUUCAUCAACAUCUGUUGAUGAAAAGAGUCAAACUCUGUAAAUAUUUUCAGAGAUUAUUCUGAGCCAAAUAUGAGUGACCAUGACCUGUGACCCAGCCCUCAGGAGGUCCUGAGAACAUGUGCCCCAGGUGGUCAGAGUACAUCUUGGUUUUAUAUAUUUUAGGAAGGCAUGAGACAUCAAUCAAAUACGUUUAAGAAAUACAUUGGUUUGGUUCAGAAAAGCAGGACAACUCAAAGCGGGGGCUUCCAGGGUAUAGGUUAAUUUAAAACAUUUUCUGGUUGACAAUUGGUCGAGUUUAUCUGAACACCUGGGAUCAAUAGAAAGGAAAUAUUCAGGUUAAAUAAGAGAUUGUGGAGAACAAGUUUUAUUGUGCAGAGGAAACUCUCAGCAGACUUCAAAGAGAGCAGGUUGUAAAAUGUUUCUUAUUGGACCUAAAAGGAUGCCUGGGUCUUAGGUGAUUAUCUCCUGGAUUUGGAAAGGAAGGAAGGGCAAAAAAAAAAAAAAAAAAAAAAAAAAAAAA